Molecule: messenger RNA, 1725 nt
Organism: Haliotis rubra (blacklip abalone)
Lineage: Eukaryota; Metazoa; Mollusca; Gastropoda; Lepetellida; Haliotidae
Product: polypeptide N-acetylgalactosaminyltransferase 5-like
Exons: 1
Coding region: 1-1725 (574 amino acids)
Cellular component (GO): Golgi apparatus
Source: RefSeq, a predicted model, not a curated record
AUGGCCUCACUAUGCCCGGGGUUCCGAAAACGACGAUCCUUCCGACGGACCAUCCGUAUUUGUAUUUUGAUAAGCGUCAUUGUCGCUCUGAUGCACAGUGUAUGGACGAAUCACAAUGACUUGUCUCGGGAAUUGCUAGAUCCCUUGUCCAGUCUCCACCAUCCCGAUGAUCCCAAUGUGAAACUCGUGUUUGCCCAAAUGAAUCUGACGAAUCCAGGAGUCGGUGGGACAGGUCUAUUGUUAGAUGUGUCGAAACUUCCCAAAGAAGAAGCCGAGAAGUUCCAGAGGAGUUUGGAGCAGAGGGAGUACUCCAGUUAUACCAGUAGUCUCAUACCUCUCCAGAGAUCUCUGCCUGAUAUCCGUCUUAAAGGAUGUCACUCGCUGUACACAGACCUCAAUCUCCCUGAAACUAGUGUGGUCAUUAUCUUCUACAACGAGCACUGGUCAGUCGUGUUACGGACCAUCCACAGCGUCAUGGACAACACUCCACCCCAUCUCAUCAAGGAGAUCAUCUUAGUUGACGAUGCAUCUACAGACGAGGUUCUGAAGGAACCGUUAGAAAGGUAUGUGUCCCGAUUCAGGAAAGUGCAGAUAGUGAGAGUUAAGUCAAAUGUGGGAUUGACAAGAGCGCGGAUGAUAGGCUUUGAACAGUCUACUGCUCCUGUAGCAGUGUUCAUGGACGGACAUUGUGAAUGUUUUCCUGGUUGGCUGGAACCACUGGUGACAAGGAUCGCAGAAAAUCAGAGUAUAAUAACUACCCCUAACCUUCACGCAGUAGAUUCUAAAAGCUUCAAGAUCAACGAAUGGGGGCAGGGCAGGGGUAUGGGCAUACCCAUUCUCGGCUUCCCAAAUCUUUUCUUCACCUGGUCCUCCAUGUCAGAAGAGGAGUGGAAGAAGAGAACACGGGAGACUGAUCCAGUACGGUCUCCAGCCAUGGUUGGAUGUGUCAUUGCCGUCAGCAGGAGUUGGUUCAAGAAACUUGGAAUGUUUGAUCCUGGUUUGGAAAUCUGGGGUGGGCAGGCUACCGAGUUAGCUAUCAAGACGUGGCUCUGUGGAGGUGGACUGGAGAUUAUUCCCUGUUCCAAUGUAGCGCAUUUGUACCAUCCUCAUCGACCAUCAGAAAAACGUAGGAUCGCGUACAACAGAAACAUAGCUCGUGUAUCCAAUGUGUGGUUGGACAAGUACAAACACUUUAGUGACAAUUAUGACGGUAGCAUUGCGGAUUUUGGUGACAUUUCUGAUAGGAUAGCUCUCAGAGAUUCACUUAAAUGUCAUCCAUUUGAGUUUUACUUGACAAAUGUUAAUCCAUAUCAGCUCAUCCCAGGGAACGGUAUUUACACAGGUCUAAUACGUAAUGUUGAGCUUGGUACCGACUGUCUCGACUCGGGAGGCACAAAGAAUGGGGAUAAAAUCAAUGUUUUGUUGUACUCUUGUCAUGGGCAAGGAAAUCAACUAUGGGAUUUCACAGAACGUCGUGAGAUUAGAACUGGAGGACAAUGUUUAGAUUCAGGAUAUGGAGAUAACGUUGUGAUGCGGAACUGUCACGGUCUGAGAGGGAACCAGGAGUGGGAGGUGGUCAGUGUGGAAGGUCAAGUGUUGCUCCGGUCUUACGGAAAUUGCGUUGGCGUUACCAAAAGUAACCAUGCUCUUGUCUUGGAGAAAUGCCACAAUUCUGCACUACAGCGGUGGACUUGGAAGCAAAACAGGAAACCUAGGAUUUCUUGA